AUGACUCAAUUCCUUCCUGACAAUUUGCUUGGAUUGUUCGCGCCACGUGCUCCUAUUCAAUAUAAACCACCACCCGAUGACCUUUUUAUAAAUCGAAAACACAUUCCAAUAAAUGGAGUUGCUGAGUAUGUUCAACAAUUUGAGGACCCCAAAGACACUCCACCAAAAAUUCGAAUUGAGACUCGUGACGAAAAACGAAUUCGCAAAAGAAAGGAAAGACAGGAACUUAUGGCAUAUAAGAUUGAGCAAGGGAUUGCUACAUGGACACCCGCAGAUAAUCCUAAAGCCACUAGUGAUCCAUACAAAACUCUCUUCAUUGCUAGAAUUAAUUAUGAAACGUCGGAAAACAAACUACGUCGUGAAUUUGAAAAAUAUGGCAAAAUCAAAAAGGUUGUAUUGGUGCAUGAUAAGACUGGAAAGCCUCGCGGUUAUGCCUUCAUAGAAUAUGAACACAAAUCUGACAUGUCGGCUGCCUAUAAAAAAGCUGAUGGCACCAAAAUUGAUGGUCGUCGCGUAGUUGUUGAUUACGAACGCGGGCGCACAAAAAAGAGCUGGCUUCCACGACGUCUGGGUGGAGGUAAAGGGGAGACGCGGCGAACGCGCGAAUCUAAAGCAGCGUUGGCAGCAAAAGAAUGGGAAGAAUCUAUGGCUAAUGGAAGUGAAUAUUCGAGAGGAGGUAGCCGAGAGCAUCGACGAAGUCGGGAUCGCCGAAGCCGUUCAAAAGAAAGAGAUCGUCGUUAA
Molecule: messenger RNA, 741 nt
Organism: Meloidogyne enterolobii
Lineage: Eukaryota; Metazoa; Nematoda; Chromadorea; Rhabditida; Meloidogynidae
Source: the annotation of a GenBank genome assembly